Parnassius mnemosyne (clouded apollo) is the source of this 2465-nucleotide messenger RNA. The record is from the annotation of a GenBank genome assembly. NCBI's taxonomy places the organism in Eukaryota, Metazoa, Arthropoda, Insecta, Lepidoptera, Papilionidae.
GAGUCCGCUGCCAGUGCGCUACAGUAAUACACGCUCCCAGUCGAGCAUCGCGACUGCCACGCGGCCCUCGUAGAGACCAUGACUCGCCGCACCCGGUGAGGCGCAAUCUAACGCGCCCGCAUACGCAUUACGUAAAAAUUACGCCCGGCGGUUGCUGAUCUUACAUACCGAAGUAGCUCUUUGAAUAAAUUUCUAAUAAAUCGUGAGGAAUUUCUAAGGUAGUCGAUUCCGCGGGCUUGUCGUAUUCGCGAUGCGACCGCUGCGCCGCGCAGUUUGAACGCAUUAUGAGAGACAGCGCGAGCACACGCGAGCUGGCCAGCGCGAGUAGCGGGCGAGAGCGCUAACGCGGCAUGAAGCGCGUGUAAGGUGGCGGGCGCGGCGCGCGCUUUGAGCCGGCCGGGGGACGCCGCGGGCCAGCCGGACUUUCCGCCGCGUCCCCGCUGCAGCGCUCCGACCCGAUGACACAUUGACGUUGAACAGCCACCAUUGCUCGUAUAGAGUUGGUCGAGAAAUGGGGGCUGACGCCUGUCCUCAGGCCGAGGCAGGAAUGCCCCCGGGCCCAGGAACAAGGCGAAGAACAAAGGUCAUUACCAAAGCUUUACAACCCAGAGGAGGAACAGGGGAGACCACCGCAGGGUGGAGUGGUGACAUUCGAACCGAUCCAGCACGAUCACGACUUCUGCGAGAGGGUAGUGAUCAAUGUGAGCGGUUUGAAAUUCGAAACACAACUUCGUACUUUGAACCAAUUCCCGGAGACUUUGCUGGGCGAUCCCGCUCGGAGAAUACGGUAUUUUGAUCCCCUAAGAAACGAAUACUUCUUCGACCGUAAUCGCCCUUCUUUCGACGCUAUCCUUUACUACUAUCAAAGCGGAGGGCGGCUUCGCCGUCCUGUUAAUGUACCACUGGACGUUUUCUCUGAAGAAAUUAAAUUUUACGAACUUGGCGAGCAAGCCACAAACAAAUUCCGUGAGGAUGAGGGCUUCAUAAAAGAGGAGGAGAAACCCUUACCCGCUAACGAGCGCCAGCGCAAAAUCUGGCUCCUCUUCGAAUACCCAGAGAGCUCCCAAGCAGCCCGAGUCGUUGCCAUCAUCUCCGUGUUUGUCAUUCUCCUGUCAAUUGUUAUCUUCUGCCUCGAGACACUCCCAGAAUUCAAACAUUACAAAGUGUUCAACACCACAACCAACGGAACUAAGAUCGAGGAAGACGAAGUACCAGACAUCACAGAUCCAUUCUUCCUCAUCGAGACGCUGUGUAUAAUCUGGUUUACCUUCGAGUUGAUAGUGCGGUUUUUGGCUUGUCCGAACAAGUUUAAUUUCUUCAGAGACGUCAUGAAUAUAAUAGACAUAAUUGCCAUUAUUCCCUAUUUCAUCACUCUUGCUACUGUGGUUGCUGAAGAAGAGGACACCCUGAACUUACCUCGAGCGCCUGUAUCCCCACAAGAUAAAUCCACCAAUCAAGCAAUGAGCCUCGCUAUACUCCGUGUGAUUCGCCUGGUGCGAGUCUUCAGGAUUUUCAAAUUAUCUCGCCACUCCAAGGGUCUUCAAAUCCUUGGACGCACACUAAAAGCGUCUAUGCGUGAGCUCGGACUUCUAAUAUUCUUCUUAUUUAUAGGUGUGGUGCUGUUUUCCUCCGCCGUGUACUUCGCUGAAGCCGGAAGUGAGAACAGCUUCUUCAAAUCCAUACCUGAUGCGUUUUGGUGGGCGGUCGUGACAAUGACGACCGUAGGAUACGGAGACAUGACGCCGGUUGGAGUGUGGGGCAAGAUCGUGGGAUCGCUCUGUGCGAUCGCUGGCGUACUCACUAUUGCCCUGCCUGUGCCCGUCAUCGUGUCCAAUUUCAACUACUUCUAUCACCGUGAGACUGAUCAAGAGGAAAUGCAAUCACAAAACUUCAACCACGUCACCAGUUGUCCCUAUCUACCAGGAACUAUGGGCGAGCCUUACUUGAGUGGGAAGGACGAUGAGAAGGACGAAGUGUGCGGUGAACAUUGACUGGACGACAGUGUCGUUCUGUUAUUUAGUAUUGCGAACUUAAACUAACUCGACAGAGACGAUCAUUGUGAUAUUAUCGUUUAAUAAGCGAAAUAGUGCAGUGUUGAUGUAAAUAGUAGUUUAAGUGAUGUAAAAAUGCGUCAAUAAAAUUGUUAAUUUAAUUCUAUCGAGUUACGUUUAACGGACGGUAGUGAGUUCGAUUAUAUCGGGUAAUGUUAUGAAUUUGUUUCACUUGGUUAGUUGGAAUUUUACAUCAAGUGUACUUCUUAUCGAGUGUCGCUUUACCUGAGAGUUUCAAAAUGUGUUACAUACGUUUUGUUUUUGUUUGUAAAUAUCUAUUUACAGAACUUCGUCACUAUUUGCUUCCGGUUUGACUUUUAUUUUCUUUGUUAAAAUAAAAGAAGCGAAGCAGCAUUCCUCAAAUUUCGAUGUUUUUGUUUCACUUUUUACAAUUUUUCUACCCGAAAUAAACUU